Gambusia affinis (western mosquitofish) is the source of this 1752-nucleotide messenger RNA. RefSeq names its product tumor necrosis factor receptor superfamily member 14-like. NCBI's taxonomy places the organism in Eukaryota, Metazoa, Chordata, Actinopteri, Cyprinodontiformes, Poeciliidae. The coding region runs from base 167 to 1054 and encodes 295 amino acids. Gene Ontology annotation, cellular component: external side of plasma membrane. Gene Ontology annotation, biological process: positive regulation of peptidyl-tyrosine phosphorylation; positive regulation of T cell migration; negative regulation of alpha-beta T cell proliferation. Gene Ontology annotation, molecular function: protein binding. The transcript is spliced from 9 exons. The record is from RefSeq and is a predicted model, not a curated record.
ACAAGACUGGUAUUGCAAAACUGAAAACAAACCGACGAAGAACAAAUCCACGGAUCUUAUGACAUUGCUGACCAAAGGAAAUCAUAAAGUGAAUGUCUAAUGAUGAACAUUCAACUGAAAACUAACUUCAUCGCGGUGUAAGACUUAAGAUGUUGACCUUCAGCAUAUGGAGUCACAAUUUGGUUCAUCCUGCAUCUCUAUUAGAGGAUGUUUUCUGUUCCAGACAAGUUUCAUCCUCUUCCUGCCUUCGACAAUGAUAUCUUUGGCAACAACAUUUGUGCUGUUCAUAAAUUUAUUCCUGAUUAUUCUGAGAGACUUCAGAGUCGAUUCCAUCACAUGUCAUCUAACUGAAUACAAGAUAGGAGAAGAGUGCUGUCCUAUGUGUCCUUCUGGCCAUCGAGUCAGAAUAGACUGUACAGAGUUUAAAAGUACAUCCUGUCAGAGAUGUUCAGAUGGGACGUAUAUGGACCUGCCAAAUGGACUAAAGAGAUGUAAUCCAUGUUCUACCUGUGAUUCAGGAGCUGGUCUGAAGGAAAAGCAACAAUGUAAACUAACUGCAGACACAGUUUGUGAACCAAUGGAGGGAUUCUACUGUACAGACUUUAAAUCAGGAGGUUGUGUUGUAGCACAGAAACACAGGAGCUGUGAACCAGGACAUUACAUCAGCAGGAAUGGAACAGCCUCCACAGACACAGAAUGCUCUGAAUGCAGCAGAGGAUCAUUUUCUAAUGGAACAAUGUUGUCAUGUCAGCCUCACACACAAUGUGAAAAAGAAAACCUUCAACUGAUAAAAGAAGGAACAACUUCAACUGAUGCUGAAUGUGGAGAAAAAAGUUCCAACAUCCCACGAAUUGUGAUCGGUGUUCUGGUGUUUUUAUUAGUUGCAGCAAUAAUUGUUGUUGUUUUUUUCUGGAAAACUAAAAAGAUUGCAAUUCGAAAUAUUUUUACAAAACGACAAAUCACCCAAAGGGACAAAGCAGAAGGAGAAGAACAGGAAGUCUGUUUAAGGGCGAAGUUCUACCACCAUCAUCAGCAAAUGAAUUACUCCAUGUGAAACCAACCUCAGACAUUUGUACAGUUUUAUAAAGAAACCUGAUGAUCCUGGUCUCAUCAGUGAGAUCCACCAGCUUUAAGAUAAUUUUAUUCAUAUUCAUAUUCUGCUUCACAGGAACCUGACAUAAAAUGUUAACAUUGCUAAUAUGUUUCAGACUUUAUGAAAACCUAAAAACACCUGAACAAAUAGUAUUACAGUUUUUCUUGUUUUGCAGAUAGAAAUUUAGAAGUGAAUAACUGUACAUAAUAAAUUUCAUUUUGUAAAAUACUGUUAUCCAUUUAUUGUUACAACAACAUAUUCACCAUACUGAGUGUUGUAGCAAAGUGGUGAAGAAGUGAAUUACCAGGGACAUUCAUUGGUUCAUUUGUUCUGCUCAGAGAAUUAAAAAAAUCAACAUGUUGAUUUUUUUAGGGGGCAUUAGUCAUGUUGUUGGCUACUAGUGAAUUAUAGAUUCACUGAGUGAUUAUAGAUUCUGAUAGUGUUGAAUGUAAUAAACCUGAUAACAAAACCAUUGGAUUUAUUGAUGACACACACAGAUUGUAUGUCCAGUAUGGAGGCUCAAAGGUGCCUCCACACUGCAGUCUGCUAUGCAGUCAACAUCAACAGAGUCAAGCACCAACUUUUUUGGGCUCUGUUGUAUUUAUCCAUCCACCCUUGUCCCUAAUGGGGUCAGGAGGGCUGCUGGUGUCUAUCUCCAG